This is a messenger RNA of Guyanagaster necrorhizus, 3410 nucleotides long. RefSeq lists its product as uncharacterized. The record is from RefSeq and is a predicted model, not a curated record. Gene Ontology annotation, molecular function: protein binding. The transcript has 8 exons. Bases 286 to 3138 code for a protein of 950 amino acids. NCBI's taxonomy places the organism in Eukaryota, Fungi, Basidiomycota, Agaricomycetes, Agaricales, Physalacriaceae.
GAAAACGACGAUAGGAACUACCGCUGCCGAAAGUGAGGGAGGCAUUGUGCAAGAAAGUGGACGAGCCCCCGAGCAACCAAGAAUACGACUGUUGGGCCUUUUGACCGGUAUCGGCUAUUCCCGAAGUCUACAGCCAAAUUUGGUGUGCCAGGCCCGGCAGACUGGCAGUGCUGACGGUCGCUCUGUCAAUUCAUCAUUCGACACUGUCGACACCGUCCACGACGCAGUUAUACGCUGCUGGGUCCCAGCCGGACCAGUUGACGCCCAUCGUCGACAAACUCACGAAUGGCACAGCGCUCUCUCCUUGCCUUGCUUUUCUUUGAUUUUCUUGCUUCCGCACACGGCCAAUCUAUCUCGACAUCAAUAACGGUCCCACCUCUUCAAUGGAUCAAUCUUACUAACCUCCUCCAGGGUUCUACACAGCCUCCGGCGCUCAAGGAUGCCUCUAUUGGAUAUGAUGAGACAAGCCGUAAUGUUAUUAUAUUUGGAGGAGAGUCUGAAGGUGGUUUUGCGCAGUCGCAGACUUAUCUCCUCAACCUUGAUUCUCUCUCUUGGUCUGUUCCAGAUCCGCCAGCAUCUCUGCAGAGCACACCCUCUGCCCGGAGUGCCGCCAUUGCUGGCUGUGACUUUGCUGCAAGCAAUCGCCAAGGUUUCGUAGUUGUGGGCGGUAAAGGCGAUAAUUCCAGUCCUCUGUCUGAUGUUUGGGAAUUCGACUUUACCAAUCAAUUCUGGGCUGAGGUUUCAGUGCCACAAGGAGGUCCGUCUGCGCGGUGGGGUGCUGCAGGAGGAAUAGAUAUUCGCACAAGUCCUGUUCAGGACCCCGUUGUUGCUGGUCCGAACAACACUGUUUAUCUCGCUGGCGGCACCAACGGUACUACGGUCAACUCUUUGUCAACUAUAUGGCGGUUGAAUAUCUCCGGCACGCUAUCCUCAAAUUUGCCAAAUGACAGUUCUGGCUAUUGGGACGAGGUUACGAUCGGAGACCUUCCCUCUCGGACCGGUACAGGAAAUGCCGUUCUAUAUCAGCAGAUUAUCGCUAUCGGUGGAUGUGACUCUGAUUCCGGUGAUGCUUCUUGCGUUAUGCAGGACUCCUACGUGAUAAAUGCACAGACACGUACAGAAAUAUCCCCGAGUGGAUGUCCUGCCCCUCGAACAAAUCCAGUCGUCGUCCCAAAUGUCAAUAGUGCUUCUACUAGCUUCUCCUCUCAGAUAUUUCUCCUUCUGGGAACUAUCGACGAAUCACUUUGGUCGGAUGAUGGUGGGCUUGAGAAAGGCGAAGUUGCAAUUUUGGACGUGAAUACAGGUUCCUGGAGCCGUAUUCUCCCAUCCGGUGACCCUGGGGACUCUGGGACGCAAGCUUUCCCUAGUCCCCGACAGGGCUCAUCUGCAUUUGCAUACUCCAAAGCUCUCGUGGGCGGGUCGCGGAGUAAUUCCUCUGAUACCAUUAUUUUCGGUGGCCAGGAUGCAUCUGGACAAUAUCUUUCUGACGUCUGGAUUCUAAGAGCAUACUCCGGAACGAUCACAUCUUCAAAUCUCCAAUGGUCUGGUUAUGGAACCGGAGCUCUAGAGACUGGCGUUAAUGCCAGCGGUGCGCAUGUCACUGUUGAGUAUAUGACCAAGUGUGCUUCUGCCCUGACUACGGUAUCCACCUCUAGCGGUAGCAGUAAACCAUCUUCCACUUCCACUUCCACUUCCACUGCUUCUUCAUCACCUUCCAGCUCCUUCGCCACGCCACCUCUCUACGACACGUCAUUCUACCACAAGCUGUUUGCCCCGUUAUCGCUGACGCUAUUUUUGCCGGCACUUCUGCUGUUCCGCACGUUCUCCUCCUCGUUUAACGGCGAUGAAAUACCGACGAAGGCAACGCUAUGGGUCUACCUGUCUGCUAUACUCACUGUGGCUUCUUACGGAACGGGUAUAGCGGCAAUAGCCCUGUCAUUCACGACAAUAUCCUCAGCCAGCGGUGUGACCAAGCGUGACUCAUCAUCUUCCAUCAACUUGAAGACAGUUCAUGGACAAGUAGGCCUGGCUUUUUUCAUCGGCCUCUACGGCUUGGUGCCCAUCUUGACAUUUAUUUCAGUCUAUCUGAGAAGACGGUCAGGAAGUUCUUCAAUCGAGACGGAGAUUGCAGUGGAGAAGGACCAAUACCGUGACCGCACAAACUCUGAAGACUCCGGGGAGAAAGCUGCUACCUCAUCGCGUGAUCCUAACACAAGCAUUACACAGAGUGCAUCCCGGCCGGGUUCACCUCGCCCACGGAGUCAAUCUCUCAACACCUCGAAUAUGAUGAAGAUCAGCAAUGAGGGUCGUCCCUCGAGUGAUAGCGACUCACUUGCAUCGGGGGGUCCUCAGCGUGGGUUUGAGGUUGUCAACCGACCGUCUCGUCGUCGCAAGCCCAGUGACAGCUGGUUAAACAUCCCCCAAGCAGAUGCAUCUCAGCAUGCUCAGCGAACUCUGGCUGGCAUAGAUUGGCUCCAGCGCAGACGAAGUUUGAACGCCGUAGAUGAACUUGACUACGCUAUCACACAAGUGAUACGAGCUCAACAAGCACCUUCAAAUGCAGGUGUUAACGAUAUACUCGUGCCAUCGGGACCUUCUCGAGCAGCGAAUUUUCCCCCAUUUGUUGAGACCACCUUGCACAUCCUUCUCCAUAUGUUCCUCCUAGGUUUAUGUAUCAUCGCUCUUAUUGCUCUGUGGUCCCGAGCACCACGAGCCACCUUUGCCGUUUUCUUAGCAUGGACUGCAUGUUUCUAUGCUGCUCUUAUUCUUUUUGCCUGGCAUGGCAGACCCAGACACUCUAUUCUUGCUGUGGUAUUCUCACGACUUCGAUCCCAAAGUUAUCACCCUGCCGUGAUUUCAGCGCCGCCGACGCCCAAUCCUCCAAACGGUGAGGGUUUUACGCUUCCCACCGACAGCCCAUACUUGCAUCAGCCAUCCUAUCGUCCCGUUGCCUCUGAUAUGCAUGAUGGAAUGUCAUAUACCCAGGUCCAUCGAAGUGUGGAUGCAGAUGAUGAUGAUGAUGACCAAGACGAAGAUGAAGACACCAGGCAGCAGCGGAUAGAAAACGAGAUAGGACGGCGCGAGGUGUCUAUUGUCACUGUCCCCAAGCGCAAGCUGUGGAUCACAAAUCCGUCCUGAUGUCGGGUCCUCCUGUGGUCUAGGGAUAAUGUUUAUAUCAAUACCAUUUCCUGAAUUAUAAUUACCAUCAUCAUAAAGAGAUACCACUCAUGAUCUGUUUUGUAGAUUGGGGAUAAUUACUACUGUAUUCAAGUGUAUGUACCUUUGGAAUGUGAACGACCCGAAAACAGACUGCGUACCAUAACGUAGCGUACGAAUACAUGUACAAGAUCCAAAGAAAUGUGUGCGCGAAAGAUUGGGAAGUCCGUGAAGAGUACAACUAAUAAAAAUGA